Messenger RNA from Manduca sexta (tobacco hornworm), 1554 nucleotides. RefSeq names its product putative fatty acyl-CoA reductase CG5065. The transcript is spliced from 12 exons. Gene Ontology annotation, cellular component: peroxisome. The coding region runs from base 1 to 1554 and encodes 517 amino acids. The record is from RefSeq and is a predicted model, not a curated record. Gene Ontology annotation, molecular function: alcohol-forming very long-chain fatty acyl-CoA reductase (NADP+) activity. Lineage: Eukaryota; Metazoa; Arthropoda; Insecta; Lepidoptera; Sphingidae. Gene Ontology annotation, biological process: long-chain fatty-acyl-CoA metabolic process.
AUGGCACCAUCAGUCCCGGAGUUUUAUGCUGGGAAGUCUGUUUUCAUAACAGGAGGAACAGGUUUUGUUGGAAAGCUGUUGGUAGAGAAGCUACUGCGUGCUUGUCCAGAUAUCAGGACCAUCUACUUAUUAAUUCGAGAAAAAAAGAAUAUCUCCGGUGAAGAGCGACUACAACAGAUGUGCGAGUGUAAGGUUUUCGAUCUUCUUCGUGAGAGGAACCCAGAGUUCUCUAAGAACCUGCGUCUGAUUGGAGGUGAUAUCACGAUAGACGGUCUCGGAAUGUCGGAGGUGGACCGGCAGGAGUUAGUCGAACAUUGUAAUAUUGUGUUCCACAGUGCUGCGUGUGUCAGGUUCGACCAGACUCUAAAAGUAGCAAUCAAUAUAAACAUCAAAGGUACAUUAAGAGUACUGACUCUCGCCGAGUCUAUGAAGAAUAUAGAAGCGUUCGUGCACGUGUCGACGGCGUACUGCAGGUGCGAGCUGCCACAGCUGUCCGAGCGACUUUACCCCGUCGUGCACGCGCCGCGUCGCCUGCUGCAGCUGCUGGAGUGGAUGGAUGAUGAUACCCUAGCUUACUUACAGCCCAAACUGAUUGCGUCGGAACCCAACACGUACUCCUACACAAAGGCUGUGACCGAGGACCUGGUGAAUGAGUUCAGCAGCAAGUUCCCCGUUGCCAUCGUCCGACCUUCUAUAGUGAUUGCAACUUGGAAGGAGCCCUUCGCAGGUUGGGUUGACGGCAUGAAUGGGGCCACAGGGAUCGUCAUCGGCAGUGGAAAAGGAGUGAUACGCACUAUGCUUUGCGAGGCGAAGUACACGGUAGAUGCCGUGGGAGUGGAUGUGGUGGUCAACGGGUGCAUUUUGGUUGCGUAUGCGACUGCUCUUGAUAAACUCAGAGAAACCCAGGUGUAUAACUUGACGCUAAACAAGAUGAUCAGAUUCUCAUGGGCACAUGUCCUUGAAUUGGGUGAGAAGUGGAUGCACCAGUACCCAUUCACGGUGGCGCUGUGGUAUCCUGGCGGCAACAUACGCUCAUACUGGAUCACGUAUCAGAUCAGCAAGUUCUUCUACCAUCUCUUACCGGCUUACCUGAUUGAUGGACUGCUGUUCUUGCUAAGAAGGGAGAGAUUUAUGGUGAAACUCCAAGCCCGAAUCUCUCACGGUUUAGAAGUCGUGCAAUACUACACAACGAAGGAAUGGCACUUCAACAACGAGAGGUUCCUGUCUCUCCACACUAGGAUCAAUGCAGAAGACCAGAGCACCUUCUACUUCGUCGAUCCUCAUAUGGAUAUGGACCAUUAUUUUGAGAACUUUGUUCUUGGUAUACGGCAGUAUUGCUGCAAGGAAGACCCUGGGAACCUGCCGAGGGCUAGGAGAUUGCAUAGAAUACGCUACAUCGUCGACAGAGCUGUGAAGUUAUUCUUCUUGACUCUACUACUGUUAUUCUUCUUCUCGAAGCGACAUUACUUCCUCUCUUAUGUGGAAAUGCUUGACAAUGCUUUUAAGAGUCUAUCACCUUUUCCCAUUAUUAGGAGGGAAGAUUAUUUAUAUUGA